CGCUUAGCUCGAUUCCUAGCGCCAACAUCAACUAAAAAUGCCGCCAAAAGUACCAAACGUGAUUUUGAACAACGGAAAACUUAUGCCUGCUUUAGGACUAGGAACAUGGAAGUCAAAACCAGGCGAAGUUACUCAAGCAGUUAAAGAUGCCAUUGAUGCUGGAUAUCGUCAUCUCGAUUGCGCCUUGUACUAUUUGAACGAGGAAGAAGUCGGUGCUGGAAUUAAAGCCAAAAUCGACGAAGGUGUUGUCAAAAGGGAAGACCUUUUCGUCACCAGUAAACUGUGGUGUAACCUGAUGAGGCCCGAUUUGGUUGAACCCACCAUCAAAAGGAGUUUAGGAUAUUUGGGUUUGGAUUAUUUGGAUUUGUAUCUUAUUCAUUGGCCUACAGCCUUCAAACAAGGUGAAGUAUAUACUCCAAAAGGCCCUGACGGCAAAACCCUUUACGGUGACAUUGAUUAUGUGGACACAUGGAAGGCUUUUGAAGAAAUUCACAGGAAAGGCCUUACUAAAUCUAUUGGGGUGUCAAACUUUAAUAAAAGACAAUUAGAAAGGAUUUUAGCUAAUGGUACCGUUAAACCUGUGACGAACCAGGUUGAAUGCCAUCCUUACCUCAACCAAAAGAAAUUAACAGCUUACUGUAAAUCAAAGGACAUUGUUAUCACUGCCUACAGUCCAUUGGGAUCACCUGACAGGCCAUGGGCUAAACCAGAUGACCCGAUCCUAGUUAAAGAACCUAAAAUUUUGGCUUUAACUGAAAAGUACAAAAAGAGCCCUGCGCAAGUGAUUCUUAGGUAUUUACAUCAACUGGGUGUCGUUCCAAUUCCAAAAUCGGUCACCAAAUCCAGGAUUGCGGAAAAUCUUGAUAUUUUCGAUUUCGCACUUGAAGCUGCCGAUGUUGCCGUUUUGGAUAGUUUUGAUUGCAAUGGACGAGUUUGCCAACAUUCAGAGGGAGCCGGACAUCCAAACCAUCCAUUUGAAAAUGACGAUUUUUAAACUGGAUUUGUUGAUAAAUGAAAAAUUUGUUACAUACUGGCCGUUUUUUAUUUCUAGAAUUAUUAUAUCACAGUUUAAUUUUUCUUAGUUUUAGUCUUUUUGAUAGGUGUUUUUUUGAGUGUGUUGAGUAACAAUUUAACAAUAAUUAAUAGAACUAAUACAGGAAUACCAACAAUAACUGCAAAAACAUCUAACAAUAAAUAUUUGUACCAUUCUAUGUCAACGGUGGGGCUUCUCAAGUGUUUGGUCCCUUUGUGUCUGAUGACGUACUCGCUCCACCAGAUCAUCCUUUCUGUGCCUGUCAUCGGUUCAUCUUGCAUAAUUUUUUUCACUUUUCUCAUGUUUUCACGGUAACUAC
This is a messenger RNA of Ceutorhynchus assimilis (cabbage seed weevil), 1352 nucleotides long. NCBI's taxonomy places the organism in Eukaryota, Metazoa, Arthropoda, Insecta, Coleoptera, Curculionidae. The record is from the annotation of a GenBank genome assembly.